Culex pipiens pallens (northern house mosquito) is the source of this 1099-nucleotide messenger RNA. It is a transcript of the gene mdlc, whose product is annotated as E3 ubiquitin-protein ligase RNF113A. NCBI's taxonomy places the organism in Eukaryota, Metazoa, Arthropoda, Insecta, Diptera, Culicidae. Gene Ontology annotation, biological process: snoRNA splicing. Bases 100 to 1065 code for a protein of 321 amino acids. The record is from RefSeq and is a predicted model, not a curated record. The transcript has 3 exons. Gene Ontology annotation, molecular function: metal ion binding. Gene Ontology annotation, cellular component: U2-type spliceosomal complex.
UGUUUACGUUUGAAAGCAAAUUCUACCAAAAUAGAGGCAACUCAUGCGAUUUAAAAUCUAAACUAAAGUUUUUGUAACAAUAAACUACUUAAUUUCAAGAUGUCCACAUUCAUCAAACGCAACGUUAAAAAUAAGUUUGCCCGGAAACGCAAGCAAUCUUCCGACUCGGAUGAAGCCGAAGCGGAAUCGUCUUCGGUUGUGGUCAACCACGAGCGCAAGAAAAAGUCCAACCCAAACGUCCAGAGCACCUCCUCGCUGAAGGCCAAUCUCAAAUCGAAGAAGGAGAACAACUCCUCCGGAAGUGACUCCGACGAAGAGGGUGCCGGAAGUUCGUCAAUCGGCGUGAGCUAUAAAUCGAAUCGCUGUGCUGGCCGGGCCGGGCCGCAAGAUCAGGGUGCCACCGCCGAGCUGGAGAUUGAAACCGACAAAGCUCACGAUGCGCAAGCGAUUUACGAGAAAAGUUUGGAAGUGAACCGCGAGCUGGAGGGAAAGGAGGACGACAAGCUGUACCGGGGGUUGAACAAUUACACGCAGUUCUACAAGAAGAAGGACACCGCGCAGGGUAAUGCCGCGUCCGGUAUGGUGCGGAAGGGACCGAUCCGGGCGCCGGCCAACAUCCGCUCGACCGUUCGGUGGGACUACCAGCCGGACAUUUGCAAGGAUUACAAAGAGACGGGAUACUGCGGGUUCGGCGACAGCUGUAAGUUUUUGCACGACCGCAGCGACUACAAGCACGGCUGGCAGAUGGAGCAGGAAACGUCAGGGACGGGUGGAACCUACGCCGGGGACGAUUCGGACGGGGACGACACCAAGUACGAGAUUCACUCGGAUGACGAGGAGCUGCCGUUCAAGUGUUACAUCUGCCGGGAGAGCUUCGUGGAUCCGAUUGUGACCAAAUGCAAGCACUACUUUUGCGAAAAAUGUGCACUGGCAAAUUACAAAAAGUCGACGCGUUGUGCGAUUUGUGGAGUUCAGACAAACGGAAUGUUCAACCCAGCGAAGGAACUUAUCGCUCGGUUGAAGACAAGAGAGAUCAAUGAGGAAAACGGUUCGGACAGUGAUUAAAAGUUGAAUGCGCUAAUAAAAGAUAUUAAAUUGA